Messenger RNA from Limanda limanda (common dab), 2427 nucleotides. Its product is annotated as fucosyltransferase 7 (alpha (1,3) fucosyltransferase). The transcript is spliced from 2 exons. Gene Ontology annotation, molecular function: alpha-(1->3)-fucosyltransferase activity. The coding region runs from base 350 to 1402 and encodes 350 amino acids. Lineage: Eukaryota; Metazoa; Chordata; Actinopteri; Pleuronectiformes; Pleuronectidae. The record is from RefSeq and is a predicted model, not a curated record. Gene Ontology annotation, cellular component: membrane.
UCAAAUCAGGACACCAGACACCUUGGCCUCAGUAUCACUGGUAUAAAUGGAUUAGGAUGGAGCACAAAGGACUCAUCCCCUGAUCAGGUUUGUGGAUGACAGUGCGUUUUUGCAUCUUUGGUCACGGCGUCCUGACUUAAAUGAAACGGUUGCACCUCCUAAUGCUCUACAAGGUCUGGGGAGGAGAGCAGUGCCACUGGCGACAUGAAACCUUUACCACAUCCUGUUCACAAACCCAGUUGAGUCGACACUGAGGCUCAGUUAAAAUGAAUGUCCGAUCCUGACUGGAUAUUGCCAUUAUCAUCAUAAGCAGCUGGAUGCCAUUUCAAGGGAGGUGGUAACACUGAAAAUGAAGAAAUGCAUCGUCCUCUCCGUCCUCUGUGUUUUACUGCUGUGUCUUUACAACGGCUGGCUGAGAGUACCCGGCGGUCUGACACCCAUAAAUCCAACUGCCCUCUGUAACCGCAGCACCAACACCAGCAGAAAUGUAACCAUCUUGUUGUGGUACUGGCCCUUCAGCGUGUCUGAUAAUCUGGAGGGCCACGUGUGCUGGGACCUCUACCGCAUCCCUCGCUGCAGCCUGGUGGACAAGCGCUCCUUGUUCUCUUCGGCCGAUGUGGUGGUCUUCCACAACAGAGAGCUGAUUCAGGGACGCCAGGAACUGCCGUUUGCUCUUCCACGGCCACAGUGCCAGAGGUGGGCCUGGAUGUCCCUGGAGGCCCCCGUUCACAACGGAAACUUGCGGCCGUUUGCAGAUAUUUUCAACAUGACGAUUACCUACAGGAGGGAUUCUGACGUCACUGCACCGUAUGGCGAGCUGCUACCAAAGGAGACCGGUGGACACCUGGUGGCAAACGACCUUCGGAAUAAGAGCUCUCUGGUCUGUUGGGUGGUCAGCAACUACCAGAGCUACCACAAGAGAAGUCAAGUGUACAGCGAGCUCAAUGCCGCAGUUCCUGUGAAGGUUUAUGGGCAAUGGACAAAGAACAGCCUCUCCUCCACUGACCUGUUACCGACAAUCUCUCGCUGCUACUUCUAUUUGGCCUUUGAGAACUCAUUAUCCAAGGAUUAUAUCACAGAAAAGUUGUGGAAGAAUGCUUAUCAAGGUGGGGCAGUGCCGGUUGUCCUCGGACCGCCGCUAAGCGAUUACAAAGCUGUGGCCCCACCUAAUUCCUUCAUCCACGUUGACGAGUUUGCGUCAGUAAAAGAGUUAGGAAAGUAUCUGCAAGAGUUGGCAAAGGACAAGAAACGCUAUAAUGAAUAUUUCAGCUGGCAACAAGAGUGGAAAGUGAAACUGAACACAGACUGGAGAGAGAGACUCUGUAAGAUCUGUUUAAAGUACAACAGUUUACCUCAGCACAAAGUGUACUCUGAUUUAAGUGCCUGGGCCCAUUCUGAUUAGGUCUGAGUUGGAGGAGUUGUGGCUCAUUAUUAAUAAAUGAAUGAUAAAUGUUAUCCCAUUAGUUACUCAGGCAUCAUGCAUUUCUGCAAUAUAAUUAAAGUGGUUUCUUUUUAAUGUUAUUUUUGAUGCAGUUCCCAUUCUUUUGCUGUGCUGCUUGAAUAAAUUAAAUAAGAGGGGGUUACUGGUGGAAUUGGUACAAAGUUAAUUUUACAUAAAUCAUAUCCCAGAGGUUCAGAAAACAUUUUCCAAACAAUUUGAGGCAUUUCUUCAUUUAGCAAUAAUCUCUUACAGAUGUAUUCAGAUAGUUUGCUUUGGUGAUUCAACUUGUGGUCAGUUUGCUUGAUUUAUCUUUAAGAUGUGUCUCUAUCUCGACUGUUACUCAAGUCCACCACUGGCAAGAUGACUUUAGUUGUUAUGAUUUAGAAAAGCACAGUUCAGAACCACAACAGUCCCUAUGGUGAAGCGUGGCAGUGGAAACAUCUCAGCAGCUCACAGAAAUCCCGGGGGUUCUGAUAUUCAGCCCGGGAGGUCAGAGGUCACACAUCUCACGCACCCAACUCGGGUUAUUCUUGCUUAAGUUGGACUGCUGCUGAAAGUUAUUAUACAAUCAUCCAUUUAGUUAUGUUAACCAAACUUGUCACCGGCUCCUCGUGGCCCAGUAAUCACACGUGGUAAACAGGGAUAGUCCGUGUGCCUUUGUCCCUUGCCUACAUCAGAAUGAAGAUUUGAGGAAGACUUACUUCAAAAAUGUAACUGAUAUGAAAAUGAAUGCUUUCUCAUAGCAGUCAUUGCAUACAAGGAAGUGACUUAUAAAAGAACAGAUAGUAACAAAGCAUCCAACCUGAAACUGAUGCCACAGCUCUUUGUAUGUCUUUGAUGCCUGCAACAUCAGAUAAAAGAACACACUCUGCUUGGCUGCAUUGUUUCUUUGAAAAUAUCCAACUGUCUUAUCAUGCUUGUUGAACAUUUACUUCCUCUUUAUUGUGUCUAUUACAAAUAAAAUGUGUUCUACCUUCUGAAAUGAA